This is a messenger RNA of Saxophila tyrrhenica, 2100 nucleotides long. It is a transcript of the gene RIX7, whose product is annotated as Ribosome biogenesis ATPase rix7. Gene Ontology annotation, cellular component: nucleus. Gene Ontology annotation, molecular function: preribosome binding; ATP binding; ATP hydrolysis activity. The coding region runs from base 1 to 2100 and encodes 699 amino acids. Lineage: Eukaryota; Fungi; Ascomycota; Dothideomycetes; Mycosphaerellales; Extremaceae. Gene Ontology annotation, biological process: ribosome biogenesis. The record is from RefSeq and is a predicted model, not a curated record. The transcript has 2 exons.
AUGGCGCGACUGCAGGGUGCGCUGGACAACGAAGUGCACGUCGCGGUUCAGAGAUUCUUACAAGACGGUGCCAAACCAGACGUCGAUGUGCUAUAUACGGCCAUACAAAAAUCGAACUCGUCCCUCAAGCGAAGGCCAAAGAAGCUACUGCACGGAAGCCUAGAGCGUGUGCUGGACUUCCUCGACGUCAAAGAAUCGAGCGACUCCGAGGCCGAAAUUGAGCAGAGGGUAUUAUCAACCGCUACAGAUGCGAGUGCUAUGAACCGAUCUCUGAGAAUGAACCUCGCCGCCCCCUCCAGUCCCCAGCCGGUGAAUGGUGAUCAGCCUCAGAAGCGCCAGCGACUGCCGAACGGUGAGCCCGUUCUCAAGCGCCGAAAGCCAGAUGCCGCCAGUACAGCGCCGCCAGAAGGGCUCUCCCUGAGAGACAUUGGGGGGAUGAACGAAGUGCUUGGCCAGCUGAAGAAGUCUCUGGUCUGGCCUCUCCUCUUCCCUGGCAAAUACAAUGCCAUGAAGGUCAAGCUCCCAAAUGGUAUCCUGCUCCACGGACCACCGGGAUGCGGCAAGACCAUGAUUUCUCGAGCUCUCGCCUCCGCUAUGGGCUUGCCUUUCGUGGAGAUACUGGGACCAUCGAUUGUUUCUGGUAUGAGUGGUGAGAGCGAGAAGGCCAUCAGGGAAAGAUUCGACGAAGCGAAAAGGAAUGCGCCGUGUCUCAUAUUCAUGGACGAGAUCGAUGCUAUUGCGCCGAAGCGGGAUACCAGUCAGUCGCAAAUGGAGAAGAGGAUUGUUGCACAGCUGUUGGUUUCUAUGGACGAACUGGAGCGCGACACUACAAAGCCUGUUAUGGUUCUAGCGACUACAAAUCGACCGGACAGCCUUGACCCUGCGCUCAGGAGAGGAGGCAGGUUUGACACAGAGAUCAAUAUCGGCGUUCCCAACGAGCAGGUGCGGCGGUCUAUCCUUCAAGCGCAAACUCGAGAAGCUCCACUGGCCGAUGACGUGGAUUUCAAGAAGCUGGCGAAGAUGACAGCAGGCUUCGUUGGAGCCGACCUCCACGACCUGGUUAGCAAGGCUGGCUCAUGGCAAUUGGAGCGCUACUUCACUGCGAUGGAGAACCAGGUUUACGAGCAGUCCAUGAAUCUGGACCACUCAGAAGAGGUGGACUCCAUCUACAACAUUAUCAAGCGAGCCACCAGGAACGACCUCGAAGAACCAGACGAAUAUGACAUGAGCAUGACCAUGGAGGCAUUCCUAGCAGUGUUGCCUGCAAUCACCCCCUCCUCGAAACGAGAAGGAUUCGCAACCAUCCCCGACGUCUCAUGGAACGAUAUCGGUGCGCUCGAGAACGUCAGGAAGGAGCUCCAAGUGGCCAUUGUCGAGCCCAUUACACAUCCAGAGAAAUAUGCAGCGCUGGGCAUCACUUCUCCGUCCGGCGUACUACUUUGGGGCCCACCUGGGUGUGGAAAGACUCUUCUGGCAAAGGCUGCUGCGGCGGAGAGCAAGGCCAACUUCAUAUCAGUCAAGGGGCCGGAGCUGCUCAACAAGUUCGUGGGAGAGUCGGAAGCAGCCGUGCGUCGGGUGUUCACUCGUGCCCGCUCAAGCGUGCCUUGUGUUAUCUUCUUCGAUGAGCUAGAUGCCCUAGUGCCAAGACGAGGUGAGGAAGGCUCCGAGGCCAGUUCACGAGUGGUAAAUACCCUCCUUACCGAACUCGACGGCCUCGACGACCGUGAAGGCAUCUACGUAAUCGGCGCCACCAACCGUCCAGACGUAAUCGACGACGCCAUGCUCCGCCCCGGCCGGCUCGGAACCCGCCUUUUCGUCGAUCUCCCAGGCGCGAACGAACGAGCUGAGAUUCUCCGAGCGCUGGUGCGUGGCAGACCUAUUGCGAGCUUGGAGAAGGUGGACGACAUCGCUCGCGGCUGCGAGGGGUUCAGUGGGGCAGAUCUGAAGGCUUUGCUCAGAGCGGCGGGAGAGAGCGCUAUUCUCCGCGAAGCUAGCAGUGUUGAUGAGCAUGACUUUGAGUACGCGAGGGGCAAGGUCGCCGGGUCGGUGGGGAAUAUGGAUAAGUACUACAGGUUGAAGAAGAAGUUUGGGAAUCGGUAG